CCGACAUUCAAGUAAUAAAAUGGCAUUGGCAGCACGAAAGAUUGACGAAAAGGACUGUCCCAAAUUCGAACUUAAAGGGUCGCGAUUUAAUCAGGAAACAUUCAGGGGAAGAUAUCGUCACUUUUUAGAUGUCACAGAUCCAAGAACCCUAUUUGUGUCCAAGAAGCAACUAGAUGAUGCCGUCAAAUUAUUGGACCACUUUAAGAAUGGGACAUUACCUGAAGGAAUCACCAACAAACAACUCUGGGAGGCACAGAAGCUGAAACAGGCAGUUUUCCAUCCGGACACAGAGAAGAAGAUCUUCAUGCCGUUGAGGAUGUCAGGUGUUGUUCCUUUUGGUACAAUCGCAGUAGUUGGCAUGUUACUGCCAAAUCCAACCCUGGCCUCAACGCUCUUUUGGCAGUGGAUAAAUCAGAGUCACAAUGCCUGUUUCAACUAUGCUAACCGUAAUGCCACAAAGGUAAGUUGUAAUCAGUGAAAGUGUUAAUAUGAAGCUAGAGUCAUGUCCAAAUCAACUGGUUAGGGCUAGGAGUUGCACGUAUCUAUGGGAAGUGACUGCUAGCCCCUAGCCACUGGCUUCCAUAUGUAUUUGUGUUGUUUCUGGCCACAUGCACGACUUUAGGAUGCAGCCUAAGGCCUAGUGACUUGAUGCUACUGAACACAAUCACUUUUUGCUACCAGAAACUUGGUCUUUUACGCAUGCUGAAGCCUUUAUGCCGGUAAAGUGUAUCAUGUUGAUUCAAAGGCAGUAUUGAAGGCAGUGUGAGCAUAAAUCCUCACGCUUUGGCAAGUAGGAGCAAGUUUGUCAAGUAAGAUACAUUAACUCAAACUUUCAGUUAACUGUCUUUGGGUUCCCUAAAAUUGACACUUGGAGAUCUUUAAUU
Acanthaster planci (crown-of-thorns starfish) is the source of this 884-nucleotide messenger RNA. RefSeq names its product sideroflexin-5-like. The record is from RefSeq and is a predicted model, not a curated record. Lineage: Eukaryota; Metazoa; Echinodermata; Asteroidea; Valvatida; Acanthasteridae. Gene Ontology annotation, molecular function: monoatomic ion transmembrane transporter activity. Gene Ontology annotation, cellular component: mitochondrial inner membrane. Gene Ontology annotation, biological process: mitochondrial transmembrane transport; monoatomic ion transport.